AUGUUACCAUUCUUAACAAUCAAAUCUUUAUGCGAACAAUAUGAAGCCAAAACAUUCACCCAAACUCUUGAUCAUGCAAAUCCAGGCAAAACAUUUUCUCAAAAGUAUUUUGUUAGCACAGACCAUGGUAAAAAAUCAGAUUACCUAAUUGUCUAUAUCGGUGGAUUCACAAGUUUAAGUGCAUCAGAUCUUACUGAUAGUCCAAUGAAUAGAAUUGCAAAUAAUACUCAGUCUCCUAUAGUUGCACUUGAAAACAGAUACUUUGGUAACUCAAUUCCAACAGAUGAUCUUUCAACAGAGAACCUUAAAUACAAUACAAUUGAUCAACACCUUGAUGACAUCAAAGAAUUUAUUAUUGCAAUGAAGAAGGAGUAUUGCAAUGAUGCUUCUAAGUGCAGAGUUGCAACCAUAGGAAGAGGCUUUGGUGCAUCCCUUGCCACAUGGAUUCACAUGCAAAAAGGAAAAGAAUUAAAUAUUGUCGGCACAUGGUCCUCAUCAGCCUUCUUACUUUCAGAUCCAGAGUUCUUAUGGUACGAUCACCAUGAGGCUGUCGCAAUGACUCAAUGGGGUAACUGUUACCAGUAUAUGAUGAAAGCUUACAAAAUUAUCGACGAUAUCGCCUACAGAAAGGAUGAUUCUACAGUAGCCAUGCAAGAGAGGUUCGGCCUCAACAGUACAUCCGGUCUCAAAGACUUACCAACUGAUUUCAAUCAUAUGUUUACAGAAGCCAUCAGCAGAGGCAUGCGCUUACCAGAUCUCUAUCCAGAAUUCCUUAAUCUCUGCAAUAGAUUAAAUACAGGCGAAUAUACUGAGGAAAAUGCAGUAUUAGAUUUAUUUGGCGAAUUUAUUCCGAAAUUUGUUCUAAAAGAGGAGUUUAUUUAUCUCUGGCCACAUAUGAUCAAAGAUCCAAGCAAAAACUCCAAAUUGGCCGCAACAAGAGUUGAAUAUUACGUAAAGUGCAAUGAAAUGGCAUCAUUCCAAUGCGCAGGACCUAAUCCAGAGUUCAGAGAUAUCAGUAUCAAUCCUAAAUACUGGACAUCUGUUUGCACAGAUUUAUUCGGAAUUGAUAAGCUUCCAAACACAACACUCUUCAACCAGAAGUACGGAGGAAGAUUCCCACCAGCCAAGAAGACCUUCUUCACUCACGGUUUCAACGAUGCUUUCUUAGAAGCAUCAUGCACACUUGAAGAUGGAAGUAUUUACAAGCGCUCGAAGAACAUCAUGGGCGGCGGAUAUUCCUUCGAUUUGAAUCCAGAGAAAGACUUUGAUUCAUUGAUUCUCAAGAAGAUCAGAAUUGACAUAAUCAAUGCUGUCACUGACUGGCUGAAGAAUGAUCCACCAUUACCUCCAACACCAACACCUUUACCUCCUGACUGCCAUGAGAAAAUGUUCUCUAAACAAGCACUGAUAACAAUCGGAGUCAUUUCAUUCUUCUGCCUCACAUUUAUGGUUCUUGCUAUCAUUUUAUUGUGCAAGUUGAGAACUCCAAAGGAAUCUCUUCUUUCUAAUGAUUUGACUGCAUCAUUGAACUCCAAAAACUUGAUUUAA
Molecule: messenger RNA, 1548 nt
Organism: Trichomonas vaginalis G3
Lineage: Eukaryota; Parabasalia; Trichomonadida; Trichomonadidae
Product: serine-type peptidase protein
Exons: 1
Coding region: 1-1548 (515 amino acids)
Biological process (GO): proteolysis
Molecular function (GO): dipeptidyl-peptidase activity; serine-type exopeptidase activity
Source: RefSeq, a predicted model, not a curated record